UGACACAUAGGCAAAAAGGUCAGCCACGUGCAGUGCGCAUGCUCCACGUAACUACCACGUAAGCUUAAGCCAAAUGGCAUAUACCCUGAAGAUAUUAAAGCUCCCCGAAGCAUGGCUCGUUGUCCAAGCCAUGUCUCCAGCGCAUUGUCUCUCAAUCCACAUUCCAGCAGCGGCACCACUGGUUGUGGCAGUGGGAUUUUUCCUCCCAGGAGGAGCUUGCCUGCGUUUUCCAGCAACACUGGAUCAAUCUCCAUCAAGCAAGCGAGCAAAUCAACGAAAUGCCGAGAGCUGGCUGUGAGUGGAGCUGGGAGUUCUAUUGUCCAGGAAGAUGAAGGUGAGCCAAUCUCUCUGGGGACUGCCAAGCUUCCUGCUAAUGUGGACGUGAAGCUCCUCGAGGACUUGAUGUUUCAAUGGGGCAACAGCCUCACGCAAAACGCGAACUUCACUCUGGAGCUCCCUCUCAAGGUGGACAAAGUGAAAAAUGGAGUAAGACUGGCAUACAUACGAAUCAAUGAAGGAGUUGUCGAGGAUCUAGUUUACAUUGAUGUGCUAGUGCUGCCACCAAGUAGUGAAUCAACACAGCCUUUCUUCCUGGUGCAAAGGAGUGGCAAACUCAAAAACUCUGUCCCUCCUGGUGAGCCAGCCAUCAUGCAGAGCCUACUGCAAGCACUCAAAAAGUCAGUACAAAUUGCAACACCGAAUUGAGUGAGAUGGAUGUAAAGAUUAUUUCAAAAUUGUAAAAUUUCUCUCUUGAGAACUUGCU
Selaginella moellendorffii is the source of this 763-nucleotide messenger RNA. RefSeq lists its product as uncharacterized. NCBI's taxonomy places the organism in Eukaryota, Viridiplantae, Streptophyta, Lycopodiopsida, Selaginellales, Selaginellaceae. The record is from RefSeq and is a predicted model, not a curated record. The transcript is spliced from 3 exons. Gene Ontology annotation, cellular component: chloroplast thylakoid membrane; chloroplast stroma. Bases 112 to 705 code for a protein of 197 amino acids.